Hydatigera taeniaeformis is the source of this 1002-nucleotide messenger RNA. The record is from the annotation of a GenBank genome assembly. Lineage: Eukaryota; Metazoa; Platyhelminthes; Cestoda; Cyclophyllidea; Taeniidae.
AUGGUUCCACUGCAAGUGCCAUCAAACUACAGUCUCUCCCAACCAGUCAUUAUCGCACUCUCUUGCUUCGUUGUCAUCUGCCUCCUCUUCUUCCUUGCCUUCGGUUACACAUUCCUACGUCAGCGGUGUAGCUCGGUUUCGAAAUCGGGCUACACAUUUCAUCAGUCAUCCUACGAGACUUUCGACUCGCAGACUCCAGCUCCAUCCAUCCUCCUUGACGAGCAAUUUGUCCAACCACCUGGUUCAAGUUAUCGUUCCACCACCCUCUCCCCUAUCCACGAAACUCAUUCUGAGAGUCUCAGAAUCCCUGUGCUAUCGCAUCGGCGCCAUUCUGCCCCAAAAUCUAUUCAAAACUUAUGGAGAAAUGAAAGACGAUUACUUCAUCGACCUACCAACAGUUGCAUCCAGUUCUCUCAACCAUCUAGCCACUCCCCCAUUCUCCACCUCUCAAUCAGCUAUGUCCACACUGUGGAGCUGUUUCGAGUAGUUGUAGACAAAAUUACUGGUCUGCCCCCAAAUGAAGGGGUCCGGAUGAUCUACACAUUACAAGUAAGGAUCAUUUCCAGGUCCAGAACCAGUGCUUAUUUAAGCAAACCCAUGGUCACUCCAGCAGUCCCAGAGUACCCUAAGUUCGAUCACCUAUUUGAGUAUGCAGUAAGCCUGCAGCGCUUGGAACAAGCUCGUAUGGAAGCCAAGCUCUACGCCAGGCCCUGGAACGAUAUAUUGACGCAUGGACGAAGGCGGUAUACAUUGGGAGCCAUCCCCUACUUAUCUUCGGGCACCUCCGAUGUCACCAGAGCUGUCAGUAUUGGGUCACGACCGGAGGUCAAUUUGACCGAGCUGUUACGAGAGUACAAGGAGGUUGGAAAGGCGGAAUUAGUGCUCAAUACAAGUUUGUUGCGUAGCAAUCCAUCGGCGCUGCAGUGCCUAACGCUGCCGCUCACCUAUUAUGAGGAGAGGGUGGUGCCAGAAGCCGAUGCAGAGAAAAAGACGAAGGAGUGA